AUGCCCAUGAAAAGACCAAAAAUGCCACCACAAUUUGCUAUUAAAGUAGUAACACCAAACAUCACGGUACGUUUAAUAGCGGUAUUCCUAAAUUCACCCGAAAGUGUACCCUUAACAUCGGGAAACUAUAUUUUAGUACCACACGAUGAAGAAGUUUUAGUAUCGAUUAUACCACAAUAUGUUAUAUCUACAGAUAAUUUACAUGACUUUGGUCCCGAAAAGCGCCAGUGUUAUUUCAAUGAUGAACGUUAUUUGCGCUACUUCAAAUCGUAUUCCCAAAGUAAUUGUCAAACGGAGUGUUUGGCUAAUUAUACAAUAAAUAAAUGUGGCUGUGCUAAAUUUUGGAUGCCUAAACCCUUGGACACCCCGGUCUGUAGCCUGGCGCAAGUUGAUUGCUAUAGUCAUGCUGCUGAUGAAAUGAAUAUCAUAAUUGCCAAUCAAACUAAACAGAAACUUAUCAAUUCAAAUGUGAAAAUAAUGUGUGAUUGUAUGCCUUCGUGCAAUUCGUUGGAUUAUAAUUUUGAAAUAUCACGAGCCCAUUAUGAUUUUGAGAAAACAGUUAUUGCCCAAAGAGAUUCAUAUGAACACGAUGAUGGUCGUGCUUCACGUUUUUCAGUUUAUUUCAAAGAACCCCAAUUUACCGCUAUUAAACGUACCGUGAUGUUUGGUGUUACUACUUUAAUAGCAAAUUGUGGUGGCAUUUUUGGUCUUUUCAUGGGCAUUUCGAGUUUAAGUAUUAUUGAAUUUAUUUAUUUCUUUUCGGUACGUUUGUUUAACAAUUUAAGAAAGAGACAUUUUAUCAAGAAGAAAUUGAUGGAAACCGAUUUGGAAGAACUUUAAGAAAUAAACUUAAUGUUAUUGAUAUAUUUAACAAGUGAUAUGAUAUUUUAACUUUAGAAAAUAAAUUGAAUAUAGAUAAUGUAUUCAGAAGAUUGCACACAUUCGGUUAGCCCACAGUUUAAACUAAUUAAAAAACCAUUUGUUGUUGUUUUUUUUUAAUAACUUGUUUUAUCAAUAUAAUUAUUUACAAGGAUGGCAUUUUUUUGUUUAUUUUGUUACAUUCACAAAGUCUUUUUUCUUUCUUUUCUUUGUAAACAAUUUUCCAAAUCCUUAAACAAUUCAAAGGUUAAUAAUUUUUGUAGGUACUUAAUACAGUUUUGAAUGUUUCUUUACAUGAAUAUUUAUAUAUGUAAUUUAAGCAAAUUCGUUAAGAUUUUUAUUUGUCAAUAAUAAACAAUAUUAUUUAUAAUCAUAUAUAUAUAUAUUUCUUUUAUUUAAAAUAGUUAUUGUUAGAAAAUUAUUAUUGUAACUUGAUGAAUUUAAAUAACACUUAAGAUAUCAUGUUUUUUUAUUAAUGCAAAUUUAUAUUUUUCUAAAUAUGUAUUUAUGUAUGUAUGUAUGUAUGUAUAUGCAAAUAUGUAUGUAUUUAUGUCGUUAGUAGUUUUAUUUUAGAAUUUAAUAGAACUAAAUUAUCUGUAAUUAAAAAAUAAUAAAAAGUUUUAUGGAUUAUUAAACGAUAGGCGGAGAUUGAGCUUAGUCCACAGACUAGUCAAUAAACUAGUCCACGGGAUAGCUAAUGGACUAGUAUAUAGAUUAAUGAUGUAAUAAACAGCUAGGUAAAGAUUUUACUAUUUAAAAAACUAAUUCAUAGACUAGUCGAUAGAGUAGUCCACAGACUAGACAAUCGACUAGUAAUCAAAGGACUAGUUCGUAUACUUGUCAGUAGAAUAGUCCUUUGGAAUAGUCGAUAAACUAGUUCGAGUACUAGUUCAUUGACUAGCUAAUAGAUUAGUCUACAGACUAGCCAAUAGCCUAAUACACAGACCAGUCAAUAGACUUGUCCACAGACUAGUCAAUAGACUUGUCCACAAACUAGUCAAUAGACUU
Molecule: messenger RNA, 1887 nt
Organism: Lucilia sericata (common green bottle fly)
Lineage: Eukaryota; Metazoa; Arthropoda; Insecta; Diptera; Calliphoridae
Product: pickpocket protein 28-like
Exons: 5
Coding region: 1-840 (279 amino acids)
Biological process (GO): sodium ion transmembrane transport
Cellular component (GO): membrane
Molecular function (GO): ligand-gated sodium channel activity
Source: RefSeq, a predicted model, not a curated record